AUGAAAUUAGAAGCGAUAGCAGAAAUACACACUAAAAUCACAGCACUGAUGGCAAUAUACUCGGCAUGCCACGUAGCAACAAAGUUUAUCGCACGGAAUUUGAUAGGCCAAAACGUGAGUCGAAUGCCGGCCGCGAUGUUCUGCUACAUUUUCGUGCCGACCACCGCAAUGCUAUGCAUUCUACACCGUGGCGCAGCCGAGGCAUCCGGCAAAUUGCCGUUUUUCAGGCGCUCCAAAGUUCUCAUCUUCAGCAUUAUCGAGGUGAAUUUCGGCUAA
Gongylonema pulchrum is the source of this 276-nucleotide messenger RNA. NCBI's taxonomy places the organism in Eukaryota, Metazoa, Nematoda, Chromadorea, Rhabditida, Gongylonematidae. The record is from the annotation of a GenBank genome assembly.